UGCGGCACCCACCGGGCGGCCCUUGGCGGGACCGCGCCGGGGUCCGCACCCGGGCCGGCACACCCCGCUCCGCGCCAGGACCCCGCGCCAGGACCCCGCGCCGACACCUCGCUCCCCACCGGGCCCGCUGCCCCGGGAAAGCACCGUCCGUCCGCCCGCCCGCCGGUGGGGUCCCGGCGGUUCCCGGGACGGAGAGGAGGCGGGGAGGUGCAGGAGGGAGGAGAGGGGUCCCGGUGUCCCCGCCGCCCUGCUGGAAGAGGGGAAGCGGAGGGAAAGCUCAGAUUCACCCUUCCCAGCGUCGCGGUGAAGCCCAGGACACAGCUGCAAGUGGCCAAACCGUGACGGGACGAUGCCAUCCUGCCACCCGCCUGGCCCUGACCCCGUCCCGUCACCGGCACCGCUGCCAUCCCCUUCGUCCCCCGCCAAUGCCGGCGGGUAGAGGCUGCUCACCUGGCAUCCCGAGCGUGGGGCUGAGACGUGGGCCCCGCUUUCUCCCGUGGGGCAGUGGCGAUGGGGGCUGCUCUCUCCACCGGAGCGAUCGUGGCAAUUUCUUUUAACUGCGUGAUCGCGUUGCUCAUCCUCAUCCUCUUCCUCAUCCUCUGCAAGGCCUGCAGGACCCCCUCGUGCCCCAAGAAGAGCCCGGGUUCCGAUGUGGACGAGGCAAAGAACGAAGAGAAGUACCUGCUGCAGCCCUGAGCUGCCGGGGGACCUGGGUGCCCGGCUGUGCUGAAGGAGUUGUGCCAGGCUGGAUGCCAGCGCUGGGACUGGGUGGCUGGUCCAGGCAGGAUGAAAGCAGGGGGGAUACCAAGCCGCUCGCCGGGGCUGUGACGUGGGUUGCAGCCUUUCUCCUGCGUGGUUUUGGUGUGUGAAGUCCCUGCGGAUGCCCACAGUGACCAUGGUGAUGGAGAGACAGCGGUCGGGGACGUGCUUGGCGGACAAUCCUGCCUGUCCCAGCGGCCAGCGAGCGCAGCAGGAGCCCUGCCCUCGAGCACAUCCCGUGUUCGGGGACAGCCCAUGGGCUCCUCCCGGGUCCCUGUGGCCUGGGCUGGUGACCACCGUGUCACAGACCUGAGCUGGGCCAGCCGGGAGCUCGGAGAGGGGAGGCAGAGGGGCUGGCAGGGGUGCCUGUCCCCGAGCAGGCUGGUGGGAUGUGCCUAGCGGGGGGGACCGUAGCAGCGCUGGCCCUGCUGGCAGAGCGGGUGUCUUUGGGGAUGGCUCUGGGGUGUCGUGCGCCCCCAGCCUCAGGUUAUUCGGCACCCAUCUGUCCCAGCAGCCAGUUCAAUGAGCCAUGAGAGGGUCUGCAUGGUCUGUCCGUUCGUCUGCGGUCUGUCUGUCAAUCCCCUCCAGCGUUAGCACCAACACUGCCAGGCAAACCGCCCUCCUCCUCCUCCCUGGGCGCCUGUCCCUGCCUGCCCUCCUGCCUGCUCCCAGCCGAGGCCGGCCGGUGGGGUUUGGCCCGUGGGCAGCAGACGUGCCCUCCUUGGUGUCCCCAUCCCCCCUGAGUGCAGCCUGGCAUGGCUUGUUUCUGGGGAGGUGGGAGACAUGGGGAUAAGAUGAGGGUGCCCAGCGUGAAGGGUCUUCCGACCCUGUUGCUCCCCGGGGACCAGAGUGGCUCCGCAGGGAAGGAUGCUGGUGGUCUGCCUUGCCCCCGAGCCUGGCAGCUGCCUUCCCCUGCCCUGUCUGCAGGUGCUGUGGGUUUCAGAGGGCUCUGCCCUGCCCAUCCUAGAGCUGAGCAAUAGCCAAGGUUCCCUGCUGGCACAGCCGCUGCAAUAAGGGGACAGAGGGGUGGGCUGUGCUGGGAGGGAUGCUGGCCAGGUUCCCUGCGCGGUUCCUCCCCAUGUCAGGUGUAGCUAAUGCAUCCCUUUGCAGAGGUGUUUUUACUAGACUAAUAAACUGAUUGUAGGACCGAG
Molecule: messenger RNA, 1910 nt
Organism: Calidris pugnax (ruff)
Lineage: Eukaryota; Metazoa; Chordata; Aves; Charadriiformes; Scolopacidae
Gene: ENHO
Product: energy homeostasis associated
Exons: 2
Coding region: 511-696 (61 amino acids)
Source: RefSeq, a predicted model, not a curated record